Molecule: messenger RNA, 318 nt
Organism: Dendrobium catenatum
Lineage: Eukaryota; Viridiplantae; Streptophyta; Magnoliopsida; Asparagales; Orchidaceae
Product: gluconokinase-like
Exons: 1
Cellular component (GO): cytoplasm
Molecular function (GO): gluconokinase activity
Source: RefSeq, a predicted model, not a curated record
CCAUGGCUCGAAGCUCUUCGAGACGCCAUCAGAGCGAAGUUCGUCAACGGCGAGACCGUUGUUCUUGCUUGUUCUGCUCUACAGAAGAGGUACAGAGAUAUCAUCCGGUCAGCAGAUCCAGAUUACAAAGCAGGCGAGUAUAGCUACUGCAAGGUAAAGUUUGUCUGCUUAGUAGCGCCUGUGGGAACAAUUGCUGAAAGGAUCAACAAAAGAUCAGAGAAAGGGAAUCAUUUCAUGCCAGUUUCAUUGCUACAAUCUCAGAUGGAUUUGCUUCAGAUUUUUGAGUAUGAGGGAAUACCUCAAAUUGAUUCCACCAUG